Sardina pilchardus (European sardine) is the source of this 1932-nucleotide messenger RNA. Its product is annotated as interferon-induced protein 44-like. Gene Ontology annotation, biological process: immune response. The record is from RefSeq and is a predicted model, not a curated record. The transcript has 8 exons. NCBI's taxonomy places the organism in Eukaryota, Metazoa, Chordata, Actinopteri, Clupeiformes, Clupeidae. The coding region runs from base 85 to 1005 and encodes 306 amino acids.
ACUCUGCUCGUCCUCGUUUGUUUUUGUUUUUCUAACGUUUCUCAACGGAUCUUACGAGAGGACGCAAAAAAGAAACAGCCAGACAUGGGAGGAUCAAAUUCUAAAGAGAUUCAACAUCCCCCCGUUCCAUUGCUACUAGAGGAACCCUGGAAGACACUGGACUGGGACAAAAGGGAUGAGAUGAAAGAAAAUUUGAAGGGAUUCCAAAUCAGUCAUUCAGAUGUUAAGCAUCUCCGCAUCCUGGUCCACGGUCCGGUGGGAGCAGGGAAGUCCAGCUUCAUCAACUCCAUCGACUCCAUCUUCCAAGGGCGGAUGACCACUGGGGCCAUUGCUGAAGCAACGGCCGGCCACAGCUUCACAAAAAUGUAUAAAAUCCACAAAAUUAAAGAUGGACAAUAUGGAGCCUACUUAUCUUUUGUCUUUGGUGAUGUCAUGGGUCUGGAAAGAGGAAAUUCUGAAGGAGUGCAAACAGAAGACCUCAAGAAGAUCUUGACUGGUCACAUCAAAGAAGGUUAUGUGUUCAACCCUGCAAGCCCAAGUUUGGAAAAAGACCACAACAAGGAUCCAGGUCUCAAUGAAAAGAUUCACUGUCUGGUCAGCGUCAUACCAGCAGACACUCUCCUCUGGUGUGCUGACGGCGACAAAAUUUCAGACCAUGCCAUGCGGGAAAAGGACGCAGCCUUCAUCCAAAAGAUUAAAGAUGUCAGAGCAUAUGCCAGCAUUCUGGGCAUACCUCAAGUUGUCAUCCUGUCAAAAGUGGACGAGUCAUGCGCUGUGGUCAACAAGAACAUUAGAGAGAUCUACAGCAGCAAAACCAUCUAUGAGAGGAUUAAACACUGUAGCCAUAAUGUGGGAGUUCCUGAAUACUGCAUCUUCCCAGUGAAGAACUACCAUCAGGAGAAUUGCCUGCACAACGAUAUGGAUGUGAUACUGCUCUCUGCACUGACAAACAUCUUAAACUUUGCCAAUGACUAUGUGGCAGAGAUACCUAAGGAAGAGGACUGAGAGUCCGAUUUAGACAUGAUCAAUUCACUUAUAGCUUUUGUUUUGACACCAAUACUCUGUUUUUAUAUCUUUCUCUUUUCCUUUCCCUUCUCUCACAUGCUCUGUUACCACUUUACUGGACUCAUUAAAUGUAAAUUAUGAAUCAUGACAAAUCAUCUUGGUGAAACAUUAAUCUUUUUUUUUUUCGCUGCAGAAGACAUAUUUUUAAAAGUUGCACACGAGUACAAAGCAAACCAUAGAAUGAACAUGUCUUAAACCAUAUCUAAAGGCUUUUCAAUCCACUCCCUCUAUUUUUACGUUUGACAGAGUGACCUGCUUUGUUAUGUUGUUUUCAAUAGCAACAUUUUUUCAGUAUUUUUUUGUUGUUGUUUUACUUCUGUUUUGUUGCUGGAUAGGUUUGCAAGUGUUUUCAAGUCUGUAUGUACAGUAAGUGCCUACAAUUGCCAGACUAGUUGUGUAUUUUGAAAAAAAGUGUUUAAUGUAAGAAAACAUAAUAGUGUUUCACAAUACAGUAUGUGUUACAGAAUUGCAAACAAAGUGCAAAGUUGACAAUGUGUUUAAGCUGGUUUCACAGUAGUUUAAGCAUUCUACAAGACGUAACGCUUAUGUGAAAGGCUGUAAUUUGAGUUCUGAAGCCUACAAUUUCAUAGGUCAAUCUUUAUUCCAGAGAAUAAGGUUGACAUAUCAAGUCUGAUAACAAUCUGAGUCUGGCAACUGGCCCUGACAUGCACAUCACAUACCCCUGGAGCUCUGGUGUAGAGGGCGCCCCUGAAAUAAUAAUAAUAAUUUAAAAAUAUAUAAUUGAACAUCAAAUUAUAACAACAGAGUCGCUCCACUCCUGCUCAUUUGUUUUUGUGUGAGGAAACAUAAUGUUCUCAAAAGGGGCACGGCUAGACCUGCAAAGGUAGCAUGUACCAUUUUCUACUU